Symbiodinium sp. CCMP2456 is the source of this 239-nucleotide messenger RNA. Lineage: Eukaryota; Dinophyceae; Suessiales; Symbiodiniaceae. The record is from the annotation of a GenBank genome assembly.
GCGAUGGUGAAAUCGAUGAGUUCAUUCAGCUGGCCGACAUGAACGGCGACGGAAUGAUCCAGUUUGAGGAGUUUGUCAAGUGGCUCUACGGCAGUUCCGCAACCGCGAUGGUGACGACAGCUCCUGCAGCUGUGGCGAAUUUUCCGCGGUUGGGUCUGGAAGACUCUGUGAGUGUGGCCACAAAGAGAGCUGUCACAGGUCAAUUGCAGAUGUCUUCUCCAUCGGAGAGGAUGCGCUGA